CGUCCAUGAGCCAUGCUUUUCCACGGCAUCUCCGGGGAUCAUAUCCAAGGGAUAAUGGAGGAGAUGGAGAGGAGGUCCAAGACGGAGCCUCGCCUCGUCAAAGGAGUUCACAUCAACGGAAGGGACACGAUCAUGCCCACCGUGAGGCCGGAGAAACCCGCCCUGUGCGCCGGCUGUGGAGGGAAGAUCUCGGACAGGUACUACCUGCUGGCCGUGGACAAGCAGUGGCACCUGAGGUGUCUCAAGUGCUGUGAGUGCAAACUGGCGCUCGAGUCCGAGCUCACGUGCUUCGCCAAGGACGGCAGCAUCUACUGCAAAGAGGACUAUUACAGGAGGUUCUCGGUGCAGAGGUGCGCGCGCUGCCACCUCGGCAUCUCGGCCUCGGAGAUGGUGAUGCGCGCGCGGGACUCCGUGUACCACCUGAGCUGCUUCACGUGCAGCACGUGCGGCAAGACGCUGACCACGGGCGACCACUUCGGCAUGAAGGACAGCCUGGUGUACUGCAGGGCGCACUUCGAGGCCCUGCUCCAGGGGGAGUACCACCCCCAGCUCAACUACACGGACCUGGCGGUGAAAGGAGGAGGCGGCGGCGGCGGAGGCGGCGGUGGCCUGGCGCUGCCCUACUUCAACGGCACGGGCACGGUGCAGAAGGGGCGGCCGAGGAAGAGGAAGAGUCCCGCCAUGGGGGUGGACAUGGGCUCCUACACCUCUGGGUGCAAUGAGAAUGAAACCGAUCACCUGGACCGGGAUCAGCAGCCCUACCCCCCGUCCCAGAAGACCAAGCGCAUGCGGACGUCCUUCAAACACAACCAGCUCCGCACCAUGAAGUCCUACUUUGCUAUUAACCACAACCCCGACGCAAAGGACUUAAAGCAGCUUGCCCAGAAAACUGGGCUCACCAAAAGAGUUCUACAGGGAGAACAAAUCUUGGGGCAUUACAGCCACACCUCCCGACGUUUGAAAAUUCCCUAAAGUAUUAAAAGAAGGAAAACUUUGAUCGGAAUUCCUCACCAUUGAAGACAAAGACAAUUAGGAUAAGACUAAAAGAAAAAAUAUAAAGAAUCUGUUAAGCCAAAAAACGUAAAAACUGACCAUAAAAUGUGUUUCCUGAAUGUUUCAGCCCACCAACGGAGGAGAAACUUCUGUAUUUCUUUUUACUUUUUUGAACUAUUACUAUUGUGAAACAAGACCUGGCUUUCUCUUUGUACUGGAAUGAAGUUCAUAGCAUUACAAAACCCAUUUGUAUAUAUAUAUGCAUAAAUAUGUCAGAGCAACCUGGCAGCAAGAAAAAGGGGCAACUGCAUGAAUUAAAGGAAGCAGACCAUUAAACAACAGAAUUAUUUCCUGUCAAUACUUGUAUAAAGGCGCACCGAUAAUGUACCUCUGCAGCACCUUAAUGAGAAAUUCUUUCUUUUCUUGCAAAUGCAAUUUCAAGAAGCUCUGAAAGCCAGGCAGUAGACCUGCCACAAUAUAAGGAGGCAACCUUAGAGACUGCAAGGUGUGUGCUUCACCACCUAACUGUGCCACAAGAGGAAUUUAAUAAAAGAUGAAAUAAGUCAAAUUUUGCAUGCAGUUUUAAAGUUUGUUAUUUCCAAAAAUUGUAUU
Messenger RNA from Scleropages formosus (Asian bonytongue), 1605 nucleotides. RefSeq names its product LIM/homeobox protein Lhx9. Bases 13 to 972 code for a protein of 319 amino acids. NCBI's taxonomy places the organism in Eukaryota, Metazoa, Chordata, Actinopteri, Osteoglossiformes, Osteoglossidae. Gene Ontology annotation, cellular component: nucleus. Gene Ontology annotation, molecular function: RNA polymerase II transcription regulatory region sequence-specific DNA binding; DNA-binding transcription factor activity, RNA polymerase II-specific. The transcript is spliced from 5 exons. The record is from RefSeq and is a predicted model, not a curated record. Gene Ontology annotation, biological process: regulation of transcription by RNA polymerase II; neuron differentiation.